AUGAACAUUGACCAGCCUCCUAUGCCCACUCCCUCACCCGGUGCACUACAAUCCACCGAUCCCUCUUCAGGACCAAAGCCACAGGCCUCCACUCCUCCUCCCACACAACAGGACAUUGAAGCAAACUUCCCGUCCCAAGAACCAAAGUUUGAAGAGUUCUCUGUUAGAAAAAACGCCCCUGGACCACCUCCUCCCCUUGUUCCGGCGGAACCCCUCCUCGACAAUGAAAUCCAGCAGAUUACGGCUGAGGAAUUUGAACGAUCAAUUAAAGCGGCUGAACAUGCUACCGAAGGACUCCGCAACCUCAAGCUCCCUCGCAGUGUCAAAGACCUGGUUGAAUUGCUUGGCCGUACCCUCACCACCACCAAACGCACAUUUCACGAGACUGGUGAAAUUCCAGCAGGAGAAGCAAUCAAGAUUCAAGCAGUCAGCCCCGGCAGACACACAUCCCAUGGCAGCAAUCCGCCUCCCCAAAAACGCCUCUGA
Messenger RNA from Puccinia graminis f. sp. tritici CRL 75-36-700-3, 486 nucleotides. RefSeq lists its product as uncharacterized. Lineage: Eukaryota; Fungi; Basidiomycota; Pucciniomycetes; Pucciniales; Pucciniaceae. The record is from RefSeq and is a predicted model, not a curated record. Bases 1 to 486 code for a protein of 161 amino acids. The transcript has 3 exons.